CAGAGACCACUGAAAAUGACUCCCAAGAAGACUGCCGCUCCCUUCCUAUGGUUUUCUUUUUGCUUUGGGAAUGUUCUUGAGGCAGUGGUGCUGGGAUCGGUGCAGUACCCCUCUGAUAACGGGCUCCACUCACAUCUGGAUGCGCGCGGUCCUGCAGAAGCCAGCGCGAGCUCUCGGAACGACUCCACAUCUGUUCAUGUUCCGUCUUACAUGAUCUCUCUGUACAGGACUCUGUCGGAACUGGACCGACGGGGAAGUAACGGCAGCCAGACGCGCUCCAGGAGAUAUGCCAAUACAGUGACCAGCUUCAUUGAUCUGGGACAAGACGAGCCUUCUCUAAAGCACCACCAGCAGUACACAUUCGACCUGGCUGGUCUCUCGCGACUGGAUGAACUGAUGGAGGUGGAGCUCCGGGUUUUGAGGAGGCCACCGCCUGAUGUCUUAAGUUUACUCUUCUCUGGUGGGAACCUUUACCGACUACUCCUUCACACCUGCUCCCUCCCAGGAUCCUCCUACCAACCUCUGCUCCUCACCUCCAGGACCAUUGAUCUUCUAGAUACCACUUCAGCCACAUGGGACGUGUUUGACGUUGGUGCAAACGUGAAAACGCACCUGAAGUUGCACAGGGCCGCAGAAGGCAGCAGGCCAUUGUGCUUCAGCAUAUCGGUCGUUUCUGAUUCAAAUAACGAGGUGGUGCAUCCCAGCAUGCUCGGUCUGAGCCACGAGGACCAGCAGACCCAUGAAAAGGCCUUACUGGUAGCUUUCACUCGAGCUCGGAGGAAGGAGAACCUUUUUAGGGAAAUCCGUGAGAAGAUAAAGGCCAUGAAAAGUCGUAAAUUUCCUAAUCCUGCACCGGAGCAUGGUAUCAAAGGUCAUCCAAGGCAUCGGAGGAGGAGGCGGACUGCAUUAGCAGGCCGUUCUGGUGUAGGACCCGCGACAGGGAGUGUUGCCGGUGGAGGAAAGGGUGGUGGCAGACGGAGAACACGUUGCAGCCGGAAGCCGCUUCACGUGAACUUCAAAGAACUGGGUUGGGACGACUGGAUUAUUGCGCCACUAGAUUACGAAGCGUAUCACUGUGAGGGUUUGUGUGACUUUCCCUUGCGCUCACACUUGGAGCCGACCAACCACGCCAUCAUCCAGACUCUCAUGAACUCCAUGGACCCGGAGUCCACCCCUCCCAGUUGUUGUGUUCCUUCUAAACUCAGUCCUAUUAGCAUCCUGUAUAUCGACUCUGGGAAUAAUGUGGUUUAUAAACAGUACGAGGACAUGGUGGUGGAGAGCUGUGGGUGCAGGUAGCAAUGUGAGUGAGGGGUGAAC
Messenger RNA from Puntigrus tetrazona (Sumatra barb), 1317 nucleotides. RefSeq names its product growth differentiation factor 7 (gene gdf7). The record is from RefSeq and is a predicted model, not a curated record. Bases 16 to 1296 code for a protein of 426 amino acids. NCBI's taxonomy places the organism in Eukaryota, Metazoa, Chordata, Actinopteri, Cypriniformes, Cyprinidae. The transcript has 2 exons. Gene Ontology annotation, molecular function: cytokine activity; growth factor activity. Gene Ontology annotation, biological process: SMAD protein signal transduction; BMP signaling pathway. Gene Ontology annotation, cellular component: extracellular region.